Melampsora larici-populina 98AG31 is the source of this 711-nucleotide messenger RNA. RefSeq lists its product as uncharacterized. Lineage: Eukaryota; Fungi; Basidiomycota; Pucciniomycetes; Pucciniales; Melampsoraceae. The record is from RefSeq and is a predicted model, not a curated record. The transcript has 3 exons. Bases 1 to 711 code for a protein of 236 amino acids.
AUGUCUUUAGUGGCUGCUAGUAAUACUAAUUCCUUAUCUUUUGGUUUGCUACCAGUAGAAACUUUAGAUUUAAUCAUCAGUCACUACGUCAAAAUGGCUCCUCGUGCUGCUUCAGAUCCUAUGAAUUGUGCGGACAUGGCUUUUUUAUUGCUCAAUUCUUAUAAAGAUUUGUUAAAUCUACGAUUAGUUAGCAAAUCUUGGGCUUCAGCUGUUAUUCCUUUUGCUUAUAAAUCUGUCUAUUUGGAGCAAGUGUUUGAGGGUUUAUUGAGUGAUGAUCAUGAGGGAACAGAUGCUGUGGCAAACAUGUUGGACACAUCGGCAAUUCCAAUGGAUGUGUUAAUAAUUCAUGGUAGCAAGGAGGUCAUUGUUUUAAACGAAUCAAAUUCUAUUAAAUCAGUACUCGAAUCAACACCUCAUUUAGAAUCGUUGUCAAUUUCGUGUGGCUCUUUGAAACCUCUAGAUAUAAAACCUGGGUCUUUACCAAACUUAACACACCUGUGGUUGCGAUGUCAUUCCUCAAACUUGAACGCUUUUGGGGUUUUAUGUCAUUGUGUAAAACAAAGCGUGAAGUUACUGGAAUGUAUACCAACCCAAGAUCGGGAUCUAGCUGGUCCAAUCAUUCUGUCGUUCCGUGAACAUUUAGAAUCUUUCUUCAUGGUAUCAAUUCCUUACCGCUUACCACAUAGUGUUGCGCAUACUCAUUUUCCUUGA